AGCCAGACAACAGAAGCCAGUGCAUAUUUGUGGACUGAAGCCAGGACAUGGAUGUGAAUGAAUGGAGUGUGUGUGAUGAAUGGAUGUGUCCACUGGUGUUCUUCACAGAUGUCAGCUGGCAUAUGUUUGUAUGAGUGAAUUCCCAUUUGAAUGCUGUUGAGAUGAAAUGAGUGCGUGUAGGUGUGUGAAUAUCAUGUGUGAGAGGUGGACUAUGGCUAUGCCAAAUAACCAGCUUUAUAUAUUUCUGGCAUAUUUAGACUUCUGAAUGUUCUGGUCUUGCUUGUCAUGCAGUGAGAUCAGCUAUUAUGCAUGUGAUUUGCAAUCUCUCUGCUUUAAUGGAUCAGUUCCUGAUCUGAGUCAGGUUGUUCUCUGAAGCAGGCUUGAUUUCUUGCCAGAUUUCUCUUGGAAGAUUUGAAUCACAUAAGAGGAGGAGCAGAAGCAGAAAUGUGGCACCCAGAGCUCUUUUACUUUCAGAGAGUAGUAAAGGGAUGUUGUUGUUUUAAUAGCCAGGAUAAAGAAAGGAAUCCAGUAAUGGAAAAGGAAAGUGCUUUUUGAAGAAGAAAGGAUAUAAACAGGGAAUCGCAUACUCUCUACUACUGCCCAGGAAAAAUGUCACGGCCAGCAAACAGAAGACCAGAGAACCCCAAAAUAAGCAGAGAGCUUUUUGUACUCACUUACGGCGCUUUGGUGGCUCAGCUGUGUAAGGAUUACGAAAAGGAUGAAGAUGUGAACAAAUAUUUGGACAGCAUGGGGUAUAACAUUGGCAUCAGGUUAGUUGAAGACUUCUUGGCUCGCUCCUCUGUGAAGAAGUGCCGGAGUUAUUCUGAAACGACAGACAUAAUUGCACAGGUUGCUUUUAAGAUGUAUCUGGGUGUUGUGCCAACUGUGACUUGCAGUAAUUCCACACGGUUCUCCCUCAUUCUGGACAAGAACCCCUUGGUGGACUUUUUGGAAGAGCUGCCGGCGGGGAGAUCUUCACUUUGCUAUUGCAGUCUCUUGUGUGGGGCCAUAAGAGGUGCUCUAGAAAUGAUACAUCUGGCUGCUGAAGUUACUUUCAUCCAAGACACUCUGAAGGGGGAUGAUGUGACAGAAAUUGGAAUUGCAUUCUUAAAGAAGAUUGAAACCAGGAAACACAAAAGAAAUAAGUGAAGCCAUAUCUGAAGUCACUAUGUGUGGACAGUUAAUAUUUUUGACCCUCUGUACCUGCCUAGAAAGAUGUUAUUCCUGAUCCAGAAAAGGCAUUCGAUACAGAACCGUGGUGUGGAUGGUGCCACCUCUGGAUCAGGCCCAGCACUCCCAAAUGUUUGCUAUGUGGGGCAUGAACUCUGCACCAACCCACAACCCAACAUGGACAUGAAUGGUGCAUGGUUCUCCCUCCUGGCUCAACUGCAGAUGAGUCCAGGGUGUCUUGAGGGAAUGGCUGCCUCUCCUGCAUGCUUAGGUCAUCCUGCUCUACAUUCUUCAGCCAGGUAAAGUUAGAUGGGUGGCUAUGAGGCACAGGAACUGACUUAGCGGAGGCGCACUCACUGUGGAACUCCCUGCUUCAGAAGGCUUAGCAGCCUAGCUAUUUCAGGCUUAAAGAGACUCAUCAAUGUAGUACUUGUUAGAAGUGUGGGCAAGAUUUCUUUUUAUUCUUCUGAAGGAGUUGACUAUUUCCCCAGAGUG
Messenger RNA from Podarcis muralis (Common wall lizard), 1665 nucleotides. RefSeq names its product trafficking protein particle complex subunit 3L (gene TRAPPC3L). Gene Ontology annotation, cellular component: TRAPP complex. Gene Ontology annotation, biological process: Golgi vesicle transport. NCBI's taxonomy places the organism in Eukaryota, Metazoa, Chordata, Lepidosauria, Squamata, Lacertidae. The record is from RefSeq and is a predicted model, not a curated record.